GAAAAAAGCAAAAUAAAAAUAUAUUUUCGAACAUAAAAACUUACAAAAACAGUAAUUGCUGUUUAAUGUAAUACUUGCAAUAAACAACAACAGCAAAAAAAUCCGUAGCCAAAAAAACUUUAGUCGCAACAAAAGAAAACAACAACUGCACGCGCUGUGUGCGCCCUAAUAGCCCAACCAACCAGGCAACCAACCAACCAACCAGCCAAGCAAACAAGCAAGCAAGUAAGCAACAAACAAUAACACCAGCAACAAACCAGCAACAUGGAGAACAUGUCAUCAUCAAUUGAACCGGUGCCGGUUGUGCCACGGACCGCCAAUUUGCUGGCGUGUAAACAAUGGUGGCGCGUCUGCUUCUUAUAUGGCGACCAACAGAAAUACUACCGUCAGGUUUACAGCAAAGCGGCUGCCCAACGUCUGGCGCUCUCCACUGGCUCCUCCAAUGGCUUUGCCACUGGCAACAACGAUGACUGCAACAACGACCAAAACGACAACGACAACGACAACGACAAUGAUAAUGACAACGAAAAUGAGACGCACAGUGGCAAGGACAGCGGUUGUAGUGGCAGCAUGCAGACCGCUGACUAUGAUACGGUGGCAGGCGAUUUUAUCGAAACGCAAUUAGACGACCCAGAUGCCAACAAUGAACUGGCAGAUGUGAUCAACAACGUCGAUAGUGUGGAUAAAAACCAUAAUCAGGAGUUGGGGAAACACAUGAAAAGGAAGAAGAAGCAUAAGAGCAAAGAUGGUGAGGAACAAACGCAUCACUCGCCGCCACCAGUACCGCUUUUUCCUGCCAAAUAUCAAACGUCAAGUACAAAUACAAUAGCAGCCAACUCAGCCUUGAGCGCGACAACGAGCCGCGGCAAACGCCUGCUCCGCUCUUUGCGUGUGCACGUCGGUAAGGGUGGUGGUGGUGAGAAAUCAUCGAAGGGCCGUCACAAUAAUGCAUCCCACUCACAAGAUACGUCUGGCCACCUGACCGAGCCGACAAAAGGUAAUGCCCGCGUCACUGUGCUCGAUGAUCCCUUUCUCUUCGGCAUUGACGCCGAUCAUCUGGGCGACUUGGUGCGGGGCAAACAGUAUGCGCCUAAUACCACCGAGCAAAUAUCUAAAUACUACAAUUCCUAUGUGGAAGAGCAGCAGUACGCCGUAGAUGCGCUUAACUCUCCACAGAUUUCCGAUUUCGGUCAACAUCUGCCGACAGCGCCCUCUACGCCAGAGCAAUAUGGCUCUAUGCAAUAUGAGCCGGAUGUAGCACCAAAACCCGCAUUGCCACCAAAGAAAAAGAAACAAAGUAAUUAUGAAGCCUUACGUAGUACUUUGGUGGAUGGUGGCACACCAGAGUUGCAUUUGAAUGAAAGCGAUUUGCAAUUUCUCAAUUUGAAUAUGCGCAAUCGCAGCUUACCGCGCAGUAUGAAACCCUUCAAGGACGUGCCAACCGAUAUAAGUUUCACAUUCACGGAAGCGGAUGGCGAGGUGACAUCACCCCCACGUCCAGCGCCGCUGCAGAAGAGUGCAACCUGUGAGGGGGACAUUAAUUUAGGUGUACACUUAAAGCGGGAAGAGGAGAAUGAUGAGCCCAUCAGCCGCACGCCGCUAACACAGGUCUCGUAUUUGCAGAAAAUACCAACACUACCACGUCACUUCUCGCCCAGCGCCGCAGCUGCAGCGGCUGCAGCAGUUGGAGGCAGCGCCAGCGGCUUGGGUCUUGGCGCGCCAGGUGCAACCGGAGCGCUACUGCCCAGCAGCUCGUCUGCGAGCGCGCUAUACAAUCCCAAUACGACUGGGUUGCCGACAUCACCAUUGCCACUGCAGCGUCAAUUUCAACACCCGCCACCACCACCACCACACCAGCAACAACAACCGCCGCUACCCCUACAUCACCAUCAAUUGCAUCAGCAAUAUUUGCCACCACAUCAUCAACUGCCACCACCAGCACCACCACAUGGAGGCGCACCUCCGGUUGGCAUGUUGCCGCAUCACGCACCACAGCAGUAUUCACCAGCGCAUUCGGCGCAUUCCUCGUCGUCCAAAUAUUCGACCUCCUCGCUGAAACACCAACAUCAGUCGCAACAUCAACAGCACCACCAGCAGCAACAGCAUGCACCACACCAACUGUCGCCGGCGAUCUCAUCGCCGUCACCGCCAUCGCUACUGCAUCAUCCAUCGUCGGCGCAUGCGCCCUUUGCACUCGUCGGCCACCAGCAGCUCGACAUGCAACGGCAUUCGCAUUCGGACGAUGACAGCGGCUGUGCGCUGGAGGAGUAUACUUGGGUGCCACCCGGUCUGCGACCCGAUCAGGUACGCUUGUAUUUCUCACAAAUACCCGAUGACAAAGUGCCAUACGUGAACAGUCCAGGAGAACAAUAUCGAGUGCGCCAACUACUGCAUCAACUGCCGCCGCACGAUAAUGAGGUUCGUUACUGUCACUCAUUGACGGAUGAGGAACGCAAAGAACUUCGCCUAUUCUCCACACAACGCAAACGUGACGCGCUCGGACGUGGCAAUGUCAGACAGUUGAUGAGUGCGCGUCCCUGUGAUGGUUGUGACGGAUUGAUUUCCACCGGCGACAUUGCGGUCUUCGCCACGCGUCUGGGUCCGAAUGCUUCUUGGCAUCCGGGUUGCUUCGUUUGCAGCAUCUGCCAUGAGCUACUAGUCGAUCUCAUUUAUUUUCAUCGCGAUGGUCGCCUUUAUUGUGGACGUCAUCAUGCGGAGACGCUGAAACCGCGCUGCUCGGCCUGUGAUGAGAUAAUCCUCGCUGAUGAAUGCACCGAAGCGGAAGGACGUGCCUGGCAUAUGAACCACUUCGCGUGUCAGGAGUGCGAGAAGCAGCUGGGCGGCCAACGGUAUAUAAUGCGCGAGGGGAAACCCUACUGUCUGCUCUGCUUCGACGCCAUGUUCGCCGAGUACUGUGACUAUUGUGGCGAGUCGAUUGGCGUGGAUCAAGGUCAAAUGAGCCAUGACGGCCAACACUGGCACGCAACGGACGAAUGUUUCUCUUGCAACACUUGUCGCUGUUCGCUUUUGGGACGCGCCUUCUUGCCGCGACGUGGUUGCAUUUAUUGUUCGAUUGCGUGUAGCAAAGGUGAACCGCCGACACCGUCGGAUAGUUCGGGAACGGGCAUGUAUACCACACCGACACCGCCAACACAACGUGUACGUCCGCAGACACGCAUACCCAGCAGUCAUGCAUCCAGUUCACCGCCAAUGUCUCCCAUGCAGCAACAACAACACCAGCAGAGCUUCAAUCAGGCGAUGUAUCAACUCCAGAGUCAGCAAAUUGCGGCAGGUAUAAUUUGCAGCGGACCGAGUGGGGGUCUAACUGGCCCAGAUGGUAGUGGUGGUGACGGCGCUGGUCGUGCAGGUGAAGCGGGCGGCCUGCCUUGUAUGAGUGCAGCUGCAAUGAGCGGCAAAGCCGACAUGACGCUAUUGGAGGGUGCAAAACAAAGCUAUCCCACCUCAGACUCGGAUGGCGGAGUGGUCAAAGAUAUGGAGCAAGCGCUUGGAAGUCGGAGUGCGGGAGAUUUUACAGACUUCUCAGGCGGCGCGCCUUCAACGUCCUCCCAAAAUCUCUCACCGCUUCUCUCACCCGGCGAGUAUACGCACCUCAUGCCGAAACCCAUGGAGAAUCUAAAGUCCGAAGCAGCAUACAAUUUCAAUGAGAUGUCACUGAAUUUAGACGCCGCUUGGCCUACAAAACCACCACACAGCGGUUCGCACACGUAUAAUCUACCACGUCACAUGCAACAUGUUUCCAAGAUGGAGAGUUCCAUGACUUCAAGCAUGCCUGAACUGACAGGACGCCAAGCCGCACAGGCAACACAAGCAGGUGCACACGCCACCUCACAGCAAUUCGAGCAUGAGUAUGUCGGUACGAUCACAUCACCACUACCCUCGGACAUUGCAGAGUUACCCACACCCAAUUUAUCGGUGGCCUCAACCGCACUACCGCCAGAGCUAAUGGGCUCGCCCACAGCUUCGGGUGGUGAGCGUUCAAUCACUUCGCCCCAAUCCAUGCAAUCUGGCCAGGCGCCCAUACAUCCCGUGUCCAUACUCAGCGGCGCAUCAUCCUCAUCACCGAUGAGCGGUGCCACAGCAGGUGGCGAAGUGAAAAAGAAAGGUGUGCGCUUUGAAGGUUUGCCACCAGAAACACUACCGCGUUCACGCAGUUACUCAGGAAAUGGCGCAGGCACUGGCGGUGGCGGGGGUGGCGACGGUGGUAGAGGCAAAGAUACUAGCGAACGCGCUGCCGGCAGUAGCGGCAGUCAUCACUCAUCACGCCGACGACGUCGUCGCAAAUCAUCAGGUCAUCGUAGCAGCGGCUAUCGCUCACACUCGACCACGCGCGCUGACACCUACGUCACAGCUCAACCGCUCUCCUCCUCCUAUCAGGGACCACCGCCGAUGUUGCAACUUCAAAGUAGUGCGCCCGCAGCUGAUCGCUCUGACCGACAUUGCCAUGACGAAGAAUCCGAUGAUGCCUCCAGUGUUUGUUCCACCUGCUCGUCGUCGUCAUCCUCCUCCGAAGACUACAUGAUGAUGUACCAACUGCCACAGCGACGUCACUAUGGCGGCGUGCGUGUGAGUUAUGUGCCCAACGAUGCGCUCGCCUAUGAUCGCAAACGCAAGCCGUCAGCGGAAAUGAGUGACAAGGACAAGAACUGCAUUAUUUCGUGAUGUGCCGUCGUUGUUUGGCAUGAGCUUUAGAGGAGUGUUCGUGGCAGCGAAGAGGGCAUACUGUCGCUGCUCAAUGGUGAAGCAAUAAUGGUCAAUUCAACCCGCUGGCUAUACGAUGGCCAGCAUUUAGCAAAAGCAAAAGUACAAGAAAACUCAAAUAAGAAAAGAAUGGGAAAUAAAUAGAGGCAAAGAAAUUAAUAUAAUUAACAUAAAAAUAAGAAAACUGAACUUCCAGAUAAAAAAAAUAUAUAAUUACGCGGCGGCGGGUAUCAAAGCGCAACUUUUCUAAUUCCGAGGUAAUUAAUGAGUUAUAAGUUGGUUUAGCGGUAAUCUUAGUUUAAAAGAGACAACAGAUGAAAUUGAAAAAUCUUAGGAACCUUAUAUAUUUAUAUAUUUACUCACAGUUUUUGUUUUUUUGAAACGAAAAUGAGAAGAAUUUAGAAAUUUAAAUUAGCUUCUAGUAGAGCUCAAUGUACCCCAGUAUUCACCAGUCCGAGUAGCUGGUUAAUCGCUCGAACGCGUCACUGCUUGCUUCGAGUUAGCCUGUGCGUUCAACUGUUAGUCCUUUGCAGUACCAGAUGAAGACUUAAUCUAACUUGAGAUGUGUAGUGAUUAGAUAGAAUUCUUCUAGUUCCCUAAACUGCGCAGCUGCUAUGCGUUUGAGUCGUGUUCUUGAUUAGGCUAAAUUAAAACCAAGGAGCCACUCCUGUCUGUCUGUCCCGCCCAUGCCUGACUUCUUACAUUUCCUACAUGUAAAGCAUGCUUUUUUAAACGUGUGAUUUUCAUUGUGGCAAUACUUUUUUCGGACUUACUCCGGAACAAGGUUUGCAAAUCUUGCAAAUUUAUUGCCAAAUAAUGGUUUUGUUCAGCAAUUGUGCUCACUGUUGAAUAUGCUCGAUGGGCAGAUGGAAUCAUUGUACCAUAAUUCUGCCAAAUUGGAGCGAGUCAAAAUGUUAUGACUAUUGGGAAACGCUAUAGAGCCUUGAUUAAUGACUUGUCCGAAAUGAAGGUUGUUGAUGAGCAACAAGACGGCGCCAUAAGCCAUACAACCAUCGAAACAAUAAAUUCUUUGAAGAAAACUUUGUUUUGCGUUUUGGGAUUGUGUCAUGGCCUCCAUGAUAGUUCGAUUUAACAUCGUGAGGCUAUUUUUUAAGGAGUUAUGUAAAAUCACUUCAUUUUUUUUUUGCUUAGAUAAGCUUAGGACGAUUGAUGCCUUCCAAAAAGUGCUUGAAAAUAUGACCCCUCGUGUGGAAGUUAUUCGAGUCAAAAGCAGCCAAUUAGAACUGGCUGCAUAUCAAUAUAGAAGAGAAGAUAACAAAGACCUUACCUUCUAAGCAAUCACUCGCCGGAAAUCAUUUCUAGAACACAAUGGCGAACCCCUAUCUUUGCCAACAACCGUCCUUCGGUCCUUACGAAACCACGCGAGAAAAAAAUCCCAAAAUUUCUGCUCCAAUUACUUUACAGAGUCACUGCCUGGUGGCCAGCACUAGAGCAUAUUUACUUUUCAGAAUCCUCAUUACAUGGUAGACUUCUACGAAAGCCUAUGUAAUUCUCCUUAGUCUUAGUCUUGUAACGUUAACAAACUUCAUCCCGUUCUCGGAAGAGUUCGAAAAAUCCCAAGGUGGAAUGGGGGAAAUUUAACAAUUUCCAAACGGAACCAUUAGCAGGCGUUAUGAGCACUGGGGCGUCUUUCAGUUAGAACUAACUGUAAUAACAGAAGCAGCCAAUUAGAUCUGGCCCGGAUCUGAAGGGGAGUAGCGACUGCAUUUGAAACCAUUUAUCUCUCCAUUUUUCAGCUGACGAUGUGUUGGUUAUUCAGAUGGGCUUCUAUAUGAACGGCAGUGCUCUUUAACCGAUACUUAAAAAAUGUAGACAGAAUAUAUGUAAAUAUCUAAUCUAUAAUAAAAUAAGUUUGGUUUUUAGAAUUUAUUAAAAGUGCAACAUGACUGAAAUAUAAUGGGAACUGCAAUAUAAUGGACCAGCUUAGAUAACUGUGGCUCGCUACUAUGCCGUAGGUCUGUAGAUCCUGCGUAGUGUCAAUGUAGCGCAUUAAUUUAAUUCGAGUUAAAAAAGUCGAACCGAAGUCCAUGAGGUUAUAGACAUUCAGUUUUGAAACUUCCUCUUUUCUGAACAGCAUAGCUCCUAGAUAUCUGAGACAGAAACUACGCUACUUAUCCCCCGACGCAUUAUAAUGCACAUUGUCAUUAUGUCUACAACUGUUCCAGAAGGUAUUUUUCCUUCGCUACCAACACACAUCAUCCUGCCGGUCUUACAUGCCCGUUAAGCAUUCCAUCUCGCUCACUCUAACUUGUUUUCCAGUUUUCUGGGAAAUUUUAUUCCACACAGUCUUUAGUGUCUAUCGCAUUGCAUAUACUGGUUCGGUCGCCAGAUGGUGAGCAACCUCGUCAAGUGAUUGGUUGCCCACAAAUGCUCUUAUGAUUUGGAACUCAGUAGAUAAGUAGCUGUUACCCUUCAGCCACCACCUUAUACACUGCCUCGCCGCAUUUAAGGGCGUAAUAGAAAAAUCGAAAUAUUUUUAACUAUUAAUAUUUAUUUUCUUUUUGUACUUUGUUAGGAUCGUUUGUCUAGAUUGCGUAAUAUCUGGAUGAGGUUAUUUCCGUAUACAGUCGUAUCUUUCGGAAUUAUGUUUUAUUGGAUUUUGUGUGUGGGAUUUCAAUAUGCACUGGUCAGGCGCACACUUACCAUUCGCUGCUUUGGAAGCUUUCCCCCUGAGCAAAUAUUAUUUCCACUUAUUUCAUUUCAGAUACUGAAGAGUGCAACUCUCAAUUCCCUUAUGCAGCAUACUGACCAGAAAAAUAAAAAAGUGUCCUCUAUAAAAUUGAAUGCAUUUUUUUAAUAAUAAAAAAUUCUAUGAAUUCUAAUUUAGGAUCACUUUAAAUUUAAAAUAAAAAUUCUUAGUAAAAACUCUUCUGCCAUAAUCAUCAACAGAUCUAUUUGAAAAAUUUUA
Molecule: messenger RNA, 7648 nt
Organism: Ceratitis capitata (Mediterranean fruit fly)
Lineage: Eukaryota; Metazoa; Arthropoda; Insecta; Diptera; Tephritidae
Gene: pk
Product: protein prickle
Exons: 6
Coding region: 265-4680 (1471 amino acids)
Molecular function (GO): zinc ion binding
Source: RefSeq, a predicted model, not a curated record